AUGGCAACUGACUUCAUGAAUAGGUUUGGUUUCAAUAUUGAAAAUGCGCCUGAUUGGUUUUACAUUCAGAACCUAAAGAAGAAACCAAGUGAAUCCUUCAGAGAAUAUGCCAUAAGAUGGAGGUCUGAGGCGGCUAGGACCAGACCCCCUAUGGAAGAAUCUCAAAUGAAAGACUAUUUCAUCCGUGCCCAAGAACCACAAUACUAUGACCGAAUGAUGCUGGUGGCUGAAAAGAGUUUCGCUGAAAUCAUCAAACUAGGCGAAAGAAUUGAAGAAGGCAUAAAGAAUGGGACUAUCAUCAACUUGGAGGCUUUACAAGCAACCAACAAGGCUCUGCAAUCUAGUGGAAUGACAGAGAGUCGAAAGAAAACAGGUUCUGUAAUGAUGGCUCAUGGAACUAGGACCCCUUUGAGGCACAAGACAACAAACCCACCACCAUCCCCAUACCCUCACACCCCAUACCUUCACACCCUAUACCCUCAACAUCCCUCAGCUCCACCCCUUAUAUCUCCCCAACCCAUGCCAAUAUAUUACCAAAAUGCUCCUCCUCAAUAUUUGCAUGCCUCAUAUCCUGUCUAUAAUGUUCAACCAACACACUUCCAAACUCCACCACCCACUCAAACACCAAAUUACCGAAACAGACCUUCCUAUGAAAGAAGACCUACAAAAACCUAUACCCCUUUGGCUGAACCCAUAGCACAACUUUAUGAGAGACUGAAACAAGCUGGGUACGUCUCUCCAAUUCCUGCAUUACCUAUGGACGUUCACGCGAAAUGGUACGACCCUAACAAGGUCUGCGCCUACCAUUCUGGGAUGAAGGGCCACACCACCGAAGUUUGCAGAGCCCUUAAGGAUAAGGUUCAAAUGUUGAUUGAUACAAAAACCAUCCAACUGAAGGAUCCUACACCGAAUGUUGCGAAUAAUCCUCUCCCUAACCAUCAAGUCAACAUGGUGGAAGCUGGUGAUGUCUUGGAUUGGGAAGAAUCUAUCUGGGCCGUCGAAACAGAGGAAGCCAUGCCUACCAUUGCCCAGACACCACUAAUAGUGCAAGGACUCGCCCCAUUUGAAGUAGAAGUUGCUGCACCCAGACCACCAUUCGCUGUCUAUAAGGCAUUCUCCCCAAUACAAUGUGACACACAUGCUGUACCUUGGGAUUACAACAAAAGAGAAACAAAUGUGGAAGAGACAGAUGUUGCAACAGGGGUCACCAGAUCUGGAAGAAUUUACACUUCUGAAAAUUUGGUUCAGGGAAGCUCUAGCAAAUCCAAAGCGCCAAUCGUAGAGUUCGAGGAUCAAAGUAUUUGGAAAAAGGUUAAAGCUAAAGAAUACUCUGUCAUUGAGCAGCUGAGUAAAACCCCUUCCCAAAUAUCAAUUCUAGAGUUACUAAAAUCUUCCGAAACUCAUCGAGAUGCCCUUCUGAAGAUCCUUGGUGAAGCUUAUGUCCCGUCUAACAUCACUCAUGGAGAGGUAUCCCGAAUGGUGGGGCAGGUCUUUGAGGCUUACAAAAUAUCUUUUCACAAAGAUGAACUGCCAAUCGAAGGAACAACUCACAAUAAAGCUUUGUACAUUUCGGUUCAGUAUCAGGAUAAGGUGAUAAACAAAACAUUAGUUGAUGCAGGUUCAGGUUUAAACAUUUGCCCUCUGAGCACACUGACGAGGCUGGGUGUGGAUAGUGCAAAAAUUCAGACAUGGAAGAUGAAUGUGAGGGCAUUUGACGGCUCUCAGAGAGGCACUAUUGGGGAGAUAACCUUGGACAUGCUCAUUGGUCCUGUCACUUUCCCCAUAGCUUUCCAAAUUUUGGAAAUCCCUUCAUCGUACAACUUAUUAUUGGGUCGUCCAUGGAUUCAUAUGGCUGGAGCGGUUCCAUCUACUCUUCACCAAUGCCUGAAGUUUGAAUGGGAUUACAAAGAGGUUGUGGUCCAUGGGGAAAAAGGGCAUCCUGUAUACACGAUUGAAGGAAGAGAGAAUAUGGAUGGCGAAAUGUACCAUACAGUGGAGCUUGUUGGUAAUAUUGAGUUGCAACCUUGGUUCAGCCAAAAAAUCAUAGAUAUGAUGGCCUGGUUCGGUUUCGAGCUUGGGAAAGGUUUGGGGGCUAAAUUACAAGGGAUAGUCGAACCUAUACAGCCUGUUCGACAUUCCACCACUUUUGGUUUCAUGAGAGACAAUACUGAUGAGAUCUCAGAUGACUUGAAGGGGUUAUCGCUAACCAAAGAAGAAGGGAAAGUUUGCAACGUCGUGAUCAACGAGGAGGAGAAAGGGGGCCCUAGUGGAAGCAAGGAGGCAAAGAUCAGCGUCAGCAACUGGACCUCGACUCCAUCCAGACCUCGUCGAGCAUCUGGCAAAAUUCAUUAUAAAAAUGUCGAAUCUGAGAUUGUGGCAUACAAUAAGACUGCUCAGCUUAACCUUAAUGACUUAGAAGAAGUCGAAGACAAUGAGAUUCCCGAGGAGUUAACCAAAAGGGUUGAGGAAUUCGAGGAAAAACCCAAUCCAAAUUUGGUAGAGACAGAAGUGGUGAAUUUGGGAAAUGCAGAGGUGAUACAAGAAACCCGAGUAAGCAUCCAUAUGACAAAAGAAGACAAGAAAGAGUAUACCGAGUUUCUCAUAGAGAAUAAGGAUAUUUUCGCGUGGUCCUACGCAGACAUGACAGGGCUAAGUACUGCAAUCGUAGCCCAUCGACUACCCACUGAUCCAGCAUGUCCUCCGGUAAAACAGAAGCUGAGAAAAUACAAGCCCGAGAUGAGUUUGAAAAUCAAAGAAGAAGUAUCAAAGCAAUUAGAUGUAGGGAUACUACAAGUGACAGAAUACCCAACUUGGCUUGCAAAUGUCGUUCCAGUGCCCAAGAAAGACGGCAAGGUCAGAGUUUGCGUGGAUUACCGAGAUCUCAAUAAAGCUAGCCCUAAAGAUAACUUUCCAUUACCAAAUAUACACAUACUGAUUGAUAAUUGUGCUAAGCACGAAACUCAGUCAUUUGUGGAUUGCUUUGCCGGCUAUCAUCAAAUUGAGAUGCACAAAGCCGACGCUGAGAAAACCACUUUCAUCACGCCGUGGGGCGUCUAUAACUACAAGGUGAUGCCUUUUGGACUAAAGAACGUUGGAGCUACGUACAUGAGAGCGAUGACUACUUUGUUUCACGACAUGAUCCAUAAGGAAAUUGAAGUUUAUGUGGAUGAUGUCAUCAUCAAAUCAAAGGAAAGUUUAAAUCACUUGGAGGAUUUACGGAAAUUCUUUGCCAGGCUACGCAAGUACAAUCUGAAACUGAAUCCAGCAAAAUGUGUCUUCGAUGUGCCUGCUGGAAAGCUUUUAGGUUUCAGUGUCAGUCGUCGAGGUAUAGAAUUGGACCCGUCAAAGAUCAAAGCCAUUCGUGAUCUUCCCCCACCAAAGAGCAAGAAGGAGGUAAUGAGUUUCUUAGGGCGACUUAACUACAUCAGUCGUUUCAUUGCUCAGUCUACUGUCAUCUGUGAACCUAUCUUCAAGCUGUUAAAAAAGGAUGCUGCAGUGAAAUGGACAAGUGAAUGUCAACAGGCAUUUGACAAGAUCAAAGACUAUCUAUCCAAUCCUCCUAUAUUGGUGCCACCAGAGUCAGGUAGACCAUUACUUUUGUAUAUUUCAGUAUUGGAUAAUGCUUUCAGUUGCAUCUUAGGACAACACGAUGAAACAGGGAGGAAGGAGCAAGUAAUAUAUUAUAUGAGCAAGAAGUUCACAUCGUGCGAAGCCCGAUACUCUCUAUUAGAGCGUACCUGUUGUGCUCUAACAUGGGUUGCCCAAAAGUUACGACAUUACCUCUCAUCGCAUACCACUUAUCUGAUUUCAAGGAUGUAUCCUUUGAAGUAUAUCUUUCAAAAGCCUAUGCCCACAGGUAAACUGGCAAAAUGGCAGAUACUGUUGAGUGAGUUUGACAUAGUGUAUGUCAUGCAAAAAGCAGUGAAAGCACAGGCAUUAGCAGACCAUAUGGCAGAGAAUCCCGUGGACGAUGAUUACAGACCGCUGAAGACCUACUUCCCAGAUGAAGAGGUGGCGUUUGUGGGAGAGGACAUUUCUGAAGAAUAUGAUGGAUGGAGAAUGUUUUUUGAUGGAGCUAAAAAUCUGAAUGGAUGCGGCAUUGGGGCUGUUUUGAUCUCACCCACCGGGCAACAUUAUCCAGUAUCAGCAAAACUCAGAUUCCUUUGCUCAAAUAAUAUGGCCGAAUACGAAGCCUGCAUACUAGGUCUCCGACGGGCGAUCGACUUGGAUGUCCAGGAAAUGAUAAUAAUAGGGGAUUCAGACCUAUUGAUCCAUCAGGUUCGAGGUGAUUGGGCAACAAAAAAUCGAAAGUUGUUACCAUAUUUGGAGUGCGUGCACAGGCUAUGUAAAAGGUUUGUCAAAACAGAAUUUAGACAUGUACCAAGGGUCCAAAAUGAAUUUGCAGACGCCUUAGCUACUCUGUCUUCUAUGAUUCGACACCCUGAUCACAAUUACAUCGAUCCUAUUCACAUUCAUAUACAUGAACAACCAGCUUAUUGUUUCCAUGUUGAGGAAGAGCCUGAUGGAAAGACCUGGUAUGAUGACAUUAGAGGAUAUUUGAAGAGUGGUGAAUACACAGAAGAUGCAACAAGUGUACAAAAGCGUACAAUUCGAAGGUUAGCAACCCAAUUCUUCUUAAGUGGGGAAAUACUCUAUAGGAGAACUCCCGAUUUGGGACUGCUAAGAUGCGUCGAAGCAAGAGAGGCUCGCAGGCUGGUCGAAGAGAUACAAGCAGGCACCUGUGGCCCUCACAUGAACGGUUUUACAUUAGCAAAGAAGAUUCUGAGAUCAGGAUAUUAUUGGCUAACUAUGGAGACAGACUGCAUUCGCUACGUCCAGAAAUGCCAUCAAUGUCAGACUCACGCAGAUAUGAUUCGAGUACCUCCCAACGAACUCCAUGUCACUAGUUCACCUUGGCCGUUCGCAGCAUGGGGCAUGUAUGUCAUUGGUCCAAUCGAGCCAACAGCAUCCAACGGGCACAGAUUCAUUCUUGUUGCAAUUGACUAUUUCACCAAGUGGGUUGAGGCCACCUCCCAUCAAUCAGUGACAAAGAAAGUUGUGGAUGACUUUGUCAAAAACAACAUUAUUUGUAGGUUUGGAAUUCCUGAGUCAAUCAUCACCGAUAACGGCACCAACCUAAACAGUGACCUGAUGAGAUCAAUGUGUGAGAAGUUCAAGAUCAGUCAUCGAAACUCUACAGCAUACAGGCCACAGAUGAAUAGGGCUGUUGAGGCGGCAAACAAAAACAUCAAAAGGAUAUUGCGCAAGAUGAUCGAUAAUCACAAACACUGGUAGGAAAAGCUACCUUUCGCAUUGCUGGGGUAUCGUACCACAAUCAGAACUUCCACAGGGGCCACACCUUACUUCUUAGUAUACGGCACCGAAGCUGUGAUACCCGCCGAAGUUGAGAUACCUUCCCUAAGGAUCAUCCAAGAAGCAAAGUUGAGUGAUGCUGAUUGGAUACGAGGUCGGGCAGAGAAUUUGGCAUUAAUAGAUGGAAGAAGAAUUAACGCCAUUUGUCAUGGUCAGCUCUAUCAGAAUAGAAUGGCCAGAGCUUUCAACAAGAAGGUUAAACCCAGACAUUUCUCACCUGGGCAACUGGUUUUGAAGCGGAUUUUUCCAAAUCAAGACAAGGCAAAGGGUAAAUUUUCACCAAAUUGGCAAGGUCCAUACAUAGUCUCUCGAGUACUGACAGGCGGAGCCCUCAUACUUGCAGAAAUGGAUGGAGAAGUUUGGCCAAAACCUAUCAAUUCAGAUUCUGUGAAAAAAUAUUACAUCUAG
Molecule: messenger RNA, 5781 nt
Organism: Solanum lycopersicum (tomato)
Lineage: Eukaryota; Viridiplantae; Streptophyta; Magnoliopsida; Solanales; Solanaceae
Source: RefSeq, a predicted model, not a curated record